This is a messenger RNA of Halichondria panicea, 545 nucleotides long. RefSeq names its product COA8 family protein Y39B6A.34, mitochondrial-like. Lineage: Eukaryota; Metazoa; Porifera; Demospongiae; Suberitida; Halichondriidae. Gene Ontology annotation, cellular component: mitochondrion. The transcript has 4 exons. The record is from RefSeq and is a predicted model, not a curated record. Bases 36 to 467 code for a protein of 143 amino acids. Gene Ontology annotation, biological process: intrinsic apoptotic signaling pathway.
CGUAAUGCACAUUUAAAUAGGGGUUAAAGGUCACUAUGCUACUAACAAGAAGUCUUCUGAGAAGGGUACUGUACUGUCGACACAAACACACUCUGGUAGGUCCUUCAGAUCCUCUAUCUAACAUCAGACCUGUCCAACACCUCCAGCCGUCCUCUCAAGCUGAGCUGAGGGUACAGGAACUGGAGAAUAAGGUGUGGCAGUACAACCAUGAGUUCUGGUCUAGACACAACCGUCAAUUUCAAGAGGGGAAAGAUGUGUUUGCCCAGAGUCGGCUUGUUGAUACAGGUGGUGAGGGGAGGCUGAGUGUGAGGGAGCUGUCAGAGUUCUAUAAGAGGUUCUUAGAUGACAAGUAUCCAGAGCAUCUCAGCUACACCAAGGGGUGGCUGAAACUACAGAGCAAGUUAACUUGGAACAUUCUGAAACUAAACGUUCAACAGAUGUUCACAACAAACAAUAACAAAACAUAGUUACAGUUUAUAUCAUGUCAUGUGUGUAAUUGUAUUAAAAGAUUGAUACUAAAAACAAUAAUCAUUAAGAACAAUGAA